AUGCCCGGUCCCAGUGCUCGUAUGGUAGCCGUGCGGGAGCUGGCUGGUUGCCAUUCCUCCUGGCUGCAGAGAGCCAUGCGGGGUUCCCAAAAUACCUUACUGCUGCUGGCAGGGGGGCAAGCAUGGAAAUGGAAUCGAUGUGUUCAACCUUCAUUGUCUGGCCAGCGUAGCUCACAGAACCGCAAGCUCCAUUUUUACUGCGGACAAUUGCAGGCACCAAAAGUGGGAAUCACUGUUGGUAGAAAGUGCAGGCUUUAUGGGUUUCCCCUUUGCCAUUUUGAUCUAGAUGACAUCAUAAAACGCCACAGGAAGGAGCAAACAGAUGCCAGUGCUGCGGGGGACAGGCGAAGGCAGCAGGUCAAGAACAGGAAUUCGGCAUACGGGUAUGGGCGGCCCCGUUUCCGCACCUGGAUGCAGAGGAAUUUGCAAGGACCCUACCGUUUUAAAAGAGGGUUUGGACAACAACAAUACAACCGGAGACAAUUCAGGAAUACUGUGCCUGGUCCCAGGAGAAGAGCAGCUGCCGCAUUAAAUGGAGUGAGCCCUUUAAAUCGCCAGGCAUCGGCUCAGGAGGGCAACAAGAACAGCGAUGCUUUCGACAAAAGCAGCAGCAGCGGGCAGCCGGAGGGACGGCGACGGCCACCCCCAGGCCCCAAGAGAUUCAGAGCAGCGGCUGCCAGCACCCACGCCCCGGGGAGAAGGUAAAAAUUUUUGAUAACUCUGGGCUUUUUUGGUUUUCAGCAAUUCCCUGUGCAGCUCCUGGGGCUCUGCUCUCGGUCUGUGCCAGCUGGGAGUGGCCACAGCCAUGUGCUCAUGCAACGUGAGAAAAAUACCCCAGGUAUGUUAGAAAAGCACUUGGAAAUAAAACAACCUCAUGCUGAUAGUUAAUAAUUCAGGUAUUAGAUCUGUCAUUUUAUUUUAGAAAGCACAGAAAAUGUGACCUUUGUGCUUUUAUUAAACUUUUCCUCUGUCACUUUGGGGAGAACUUUUGAAGAGUGAUAGAGCAUUUAUUUUCGUAAAGGCAGGACACACGGAUUCCAGCUGUAAGGGGUAGGCAGGGAGAGGGCCUCUGUCCCUGCGAGGGGCUGCAGGAGCAGACGCUGUGCCCCCGCAGCCGUGGCGAGGGCAGGCUGCCAGGCGCGGGGCACAGGCUUGGUGCCUGUCUCACUGUGGUCCUUCUGUUCUCCGAGCUCUGCUGCAGUCCCGUCUUUCUCGGCUCUGAGUAGAGCAGGGACUGAAUGACCUCCAGAGGUCCCUUCUGACCAGAUUUUUCUCUAUGAUUUUCUUCCGUGAUUUUUUUUUUUUUUUUUUUAAUAAGCAGCGUUCAGAACA
Messenger RNA from Egretta garzetta (little egret), 1332 nucleotides. RefSeq lists its product as uncharacterized. The record is from RefSeq and is a predicted model, not a curated record. The transcript is spliced from 4 exons. Gene Ontology annotation, biological process: mRNA export from nucleus. NCBI's taxonomy places the organism in Eukaryota, Metazoa, Chordata, Aves, Pelecaniformes, Ardeidae. Gene Ontology annotation, molecular function: mRNA binding.